AUGGCCAUCUCUCUAACACUGCUUAUUGGUACCGCCCUUCUUAUUUCUCUAAUCGCUCUCACAUGCUCAGAGCGACGCACAUCGCAUGCCCCACUUACGCUAAGGCUAUUACACACAAAAUCAAUCAAAAAUGGUUACGUGCAUCCCAAACCAACCCCAUCGUCUCGUCUAGGUAACUUGUGGACCACGGACAAAGUGGAUAUCGUUUCACAUGUCACUCCUAUUCAAAGUCCAGCAGCAUUCCUCGCGAACAUCUCUAUCGGAAACCCACCAGUCCCUCAGCUCCUACUCAUAGACACAGGUAGUGACCUAACUUGGAUCCAAUGUCUUCCUUGCAAAUGUUACCCUCAAACAAUUCCUUUUUUCCACCCUUCAAGAUCUUCCACUUACCGUAACGCCUCCUGCGAAUCCGCACCACACGCCAUGCCUCGAAUCUUGCGCGAUGAAAAGACCGGAACUUGUCAAUACUAUCUCCGUUACCGCGACUAUUCGAGCACAGGAGGCGUUUUAGGCAAGGAAAAUCUCCUUUUUCAGACAUCCGACGACGGUCUGAUCUCUAAACCGGACAUUGUUUUCGGCUGCGGACAAGACAACUCCGGUUUCACUCAAUACAGCGGCGUGCUCGGUUUAGGACCCGGUAAAUUCUCCAUAGUUACCCGCAAUUUCGGCUCUAAGUUCUCUUACUGCUUCGGCAGCUUGAACGAUCUCACUUACCCUCACAACAUUCUCAUCCUUGGAGACGGCGCCAGAACGGAAGGCGAUCCAACCCCUUUACAUAUAUUCAAAGACCGGUACUACCUUGACCUACAAGCAAUCUCCUUGGGAGAGAAACUUCUCGAUAUCGAAGCUUAUGUUUUCAAGAGAUAUGGGUCCCAAGGAGGUACGGUCAUCGACACCGGUUGCUCGCAGACGAUUCUAGCCAGGGAAGCUUACGAAACGCUCUCUGAAGAAAUCGAUUUGCUUCUAGGAGAAGUUCUCAGACGCGUUCAAGAUUGGGAGCAGUACACGAAUCCUUGCUAUGAAGGGAAUAUGAAACUUGAUCUCUUCGGAUUCCCCGUUGUCACGUUACAUUUCGCCGGCGGUGCUGAGCUGGCAUUAGACAUUGAGAGUUUGUUUGUUAGCAGUGAAAGUGGAGAUAGGUUUUGCUUGGCUAUGACUAUGAACACGUUCGAUGAUAUGAGUGUUAUUGGUGCCAUGGCCCAGCAGAACUAUAAUGUUGGUUAUGAUCUUCGAAACAUGAACGUUUAUUUCCAGAGGACUGAUUGUGAACUUCUUGAUUCUUAA
This is a messenger RNA of Thlaspi arvense, 1284 nucleotides long. The record is from the annotation of a GenBank genome assembly. NCBI's taxonomy places the organism in Eukaryota, Viridiplantae, Streptophyta, Magnoliopsida, Brassicales, Brassicaceae.